This is a messenger RNA of Drosophila elegans, 501 nucleotides long. RefSeq lists its product as uncharacterized. Gene Ontology annotation, molecular function: chitin binding. NCBI's taxonomy places the organism in Eukaryota, Metazoa, Arthropoda, Insecta, Diptera, Drosophilidae. The record is from RefSeq and is a predicted model, not a curated record. The transcript has a single exon. The coding region runs from base 1 to 435 and encodes 144 amino acids.
AUGCAAUCAUCUCUACUGCUCGGUGUGCUUUUUGUUCUCCUUACAAUAAAUUUUGUCACAGGAUUGGAUUGUCCAGAUGGCUACUAUUUCAGUGAGAAAAUUAAAACCUGCGUUUCUGUGGACCCCACCAGCUGUGAGAAUCACCAAAUCGGAAAGUGUCCAAUAUCUACACCUGUGAAUGAGUAUUGCCUUUGUAAGGACAAGUACCUUCAGAUCUGGAAAUGUCCCGAAGGAUCCUACUUCGAUGUCAAUCAGUUGGCCUGCAAAAUUGGAACAGUGGAGUGCCAGGAGGAUGAGGAUUAUAAGCCAUUUAAAUGUCCAGAUACAACGUCAAAUCGCAUUUUUUGCCUCUGCAUAGGUGGAAAAUUACGCCAAAAUGAGUGCUUAACUGGAUACACUUUUAGUGAAGAUCAGAAACAUUGCCUAAAGAACUAAAAGUGAUGUUGAAGGCUUCAUAUAACUUUAAAAUUUACUAACAAAUUUUGCAGAAAAUAAAGCCAU